This is a messenger RNA of Miscanthus lutarioriparius, 951 nucleotides long. The record is from the annotation of a GenBank genome assembly. NCBI's taxonomy places the organism in Eukaryota, Viridiplantae, Streptophyta, Magnoliopsida, Poales, Poaceae.
AUGGCGACCGGCGACGAGGCGGAGACGGCGUCGCCGGCGUCGGAGGAGGCGAGGGACUGGUCCGACAUGACGCCGGUGUGCCUUGACGAAGCGUUCUCGCGGCUGGCGCUGGAGGACCUGUGGCGCGGCGCCAUGGCGUGCUGCCGCUCCUGGCGGGACGCCGCGCGCUCACGCCCGGGGCUCUUUGCGGUGCUAGACCUCGAGCCCGGGUUUGCUGAGUCCACACCCGGAGCCGAGGCGGCAGCGUGGUGGACGCCCGCCUUCCAGCGCCGCGUCGACGCCAUGCUCCGCUCCGCCGCCACUCUCGCCGCGGAGGAGCUGUGUGAAAUCCGUGUCCGCCACUGCUCUGACGACGCGCUCGCCUUCGCCGCCGAGAGGUCUCCAAGACUUAGUAUCCUUUCCAUCAAAACUAGCCCGGCAGUAACUGAUCGAUCGAUGCUCACUGUCGGAGCAUGCUGCCCCAUGCUUACAGAAUUGGACAUCAGCAACUGCUAUGAGGUUUCAUACAAGUCACUAGAGGUGAUUGGCCAGAGCUGCCAGAACCUCAGGGUCCUCAAGCGCAACAUAUUCCACUGGAUCGAUCCAUCAGAGCAUGUCGGAAUAGUUCCUGAGGACUACUUAAGAGAAUGCCCCGAAGAUGGUGACAGGGAAGCCAUUACAAUAUCCAAGUUCAUGCCAAAGCUGAAACAUCUUGAACUGAGGUUCUCAGAGUUGACCGCUGUCGGCCUCAGCUCUAUCCCUGAAGGAUGCAAAGACCUGGAGGUUCUGGACCUGUUUGGCUGUGCAAAUCUUACAAGCCGGGGAAUAGACCAGGCUGCUGCUAAUCUGAAGAAUCUGGUGACGCUAGUGAAGCCCAACUUCUACAUACCUCGUUCCUCCUUCCACAUGGGGAGGUACGGCCACUGGCAGUUAUACGACGAGAGGUUCCAGACAAAUGUAUUUCAGAUAUGA